GGAUUGUUUUAGAUUAAGAACUGAAUUUCCAUAUUGAUCAGAAUUAGGGUUUUGGCCUUGUGUUGGGAUUUAAAAGAAUAAUGAAUUGUUUUUUGUUUCACUUGGAUACCCUAGGAAGGCAGUUGAUUUUGGUGAAGAUUUCUUAAGACUUGUUCAAACCGCUGCUUAUUAUAAUAUAAUACAUUUCAAAUGGCUGUUAGUUUUCGAGAAUGAUAUGUCCUAUGUCCUUCCAAUUGCAAUAACUGGGUUGGCUAACAUGAGUAUAACCCAACAAGUCCUUUCGACUAAAAGGUUAGAGGUUCGGAUUUUCACCUCACAUGAUAUUGAACUAAAAACAUAGAAAAAUAAAAAGAAAAGAAGCAAGGAUGGUGCGUGAAAAUUCUCUUGUUUAAACAAUUUAAAAUGAAAAGUAAAGAUGAGUGGAUAUUUAGAUCUCUCAAGACUUGUUCUAACUGUUGCUUAAUAUAAUAGAAUAGAUUAUAAAUGGUCGUUGGAAUUCUAGAAUGAUAUGUCCUUGUAAUAGGAAUAUUGGAGUGGCCAAUAUGACCGUAACUUAACUGGUCAUUUCGGCUGAAGGGUCAAAGAUUCAGAUCUUCAUUCAACAUGAUAUUGGACAUAAAAAAAGAAAUGAAAAGAAGCAAGGAUGGUGUGUGAAAAUUCUCCUGUUGAAACAAAUGUAGAGAUGAGUGAAUAUUUAGAUCUCGUAAGGCUUGUUCUAACUAUUGCUUAUCAAAUAGAUUAGAUUUCAAAUAGUCGUUAGUUUUUUAUAGAUUGAUAUGAUAUGUCCUUGGAAUAGGAAUAUUAGAGUGCUCAAUAUGAACAUAACGUAAGUAGUCAUUUCAACUGAGAGGUCAGAGGUUUAGAUCUUUACCCCAUAUGAUUUUGAACUCAAGAAAAAAAAAGGAAAAAAGAAGCAAGGAUGGUGUGUGAAAAUUCUCCACUGAAAUGAAACGUAAAGAUAAGUGGCUAUUUAGAUUUAUCACUAGGAAGAGAGGUGGGGGACAACAGUUGGACUUGAGGAUUAUUAAAGUUGCUAUCAGUAUUUUAAAUGUCAAUAUGGUCAAGUAGUUCAACUUCUCGGGCAAUUUGGGAAUAAAGCUGUCAUGUCAAAAAUGUGAUGAGAGACCCUAUAAAUAACCUAGUAACUCCACCAAUCUAGCAGAUACCAAACACUUCCAAAAAAGGUCAUGGAGAAGAAGCAAAAAGAGAAAAAAGGGCAUUUGGUGCUUGUUCCUUGCCCUUUACCAAGCCACACGUCUCCCAUGCUUCACUUAGCCAAACUUCUUCACUCUCAGGGUUUCUCUAUUACCAUAAUUCACACACAACUUAACUCUCCAAAUCAAUCUCAUUACCCUGAGUUCUCUUUUGAAUCCAUCGGUGGUAGCCUGUUGGAGAGCUACAGUGCCUUUGAUGGGGAUGUUAUGCUUUUUCUUUCAGAACUCAACAUGAAGUGUGAAAUCCCAUUCCAUGACUGUUUGAUAAAAAUGCAAUUGGGCAGUCAAUACAAUCCAAUCUCCUGUAUAAUAUAUGACUCCGUUAUGUAUUUUUCUGCAGCAGUUGCUGAUGAUCUGCAGAUUUUUAGAAUUGUUUUGCGGACAAGUAGUGCUGCAAACUACAUCGGGCUAUCAAUUCUUGAUGAGAAUGAUUGUCAUCCAAGCCAAGAACGCCAAAUGGAGGAACCGGUUGCUGGGUUUCCCUUUCUGAGAAUUAAGGACAUGCCACUGUUCAGCACACAGAAUCACACAAGGAAGGUUUUAACCUGCAUUUACAAUGGAACCAAAACUGCUUCAGCUAUCAUAUGGAAUUCCCUUUGGUGUCUUGAGCAUGCCUUGUUCAAGAAAAUCGAAGAUGAAACCUUGGUUCCAGUCUUUCCCAUAGGACCUCUUCAAAAGCACUAUAGCAACUUUUCCACCAAUGUUUUAAGUGAAGAGCAGAGUUGUAUUGCUUGGUUAGACAAACAAGCUCCAAGUUCUGUGGUCUAUGUAAGCACUGGUAGUGUCAUUACUAUGUCGAAAGAUGAACUAUUAGAGAUGGCUUGGGGGCUAGCCAAUAGUGACCAACCCUUCCUGUGGGUGGUGAGGGCUUGUCUAGUCAAUGGCUCAGAUGGAGUUGAGCAGUUGCCUAGAGAAUUUCAUGAGGCUACCCGAAGUCGCUGCAGGAUUGCUAGUUGGUUGCCACAGCAAAAAGUUUUGGCACACAAAUCAAUUGGAUGCUUUUUGACUCAUAACGGUUGGAACUCAACGAUCGAGAGUAUAGCAGAAGGCAUUCCAAUGCUUUGUUGGCCCCGAGUUGGGGAUCAGAGGGUGAAUGCAAGAUUCGUUAGCCAUGUCUGGAGGGUUGGCUUACAGUUGGAGGACAGAUUGUUGAGAGAUGAAAUCGACAGGGCCAUUCGAACACUCUUCAUGGACGAAGAGGGUAUCAAAAUCCAAAAGCAAGCCAAGGAGUUAAAAAAGAACGUUGAAAUCUCCCUGAGACAAGGAGGGGCUUCAAGUGAUUUCUUAGCCAGAUUAGUCAAGUACAUUAGACUUCAAGAAACAAUGAUAAGGUUGUCAAAUGCUUGAUUAUGCAUUUAUUAGCCAUCCAUAUCCCUGUUUCUUCUAGAAUGUCUACUUUUAUUUUCCCCCCUCUUUCUGUGGUGAGAAUCUAUAUUAUAUAUUUACAGGUCAGACAUGUGUAUGGAUGGAUAUUAUAUUAUACUAAUGUAUGCUAUGAUUUCUCCUAUGUAAUUUUGCACAUGUUGAAAUCGUCUGUAAAAGCUGCUGUACUUGUAAUGCCCACUUUACUUUUUGGAUUA
Messenger RNA from Benincasa hispida (wax gourd), 2794 nucleotides. NCBI's taxonomy places the organism in Eukaryota, Viridiplantae, Streptophyta, Magnoliopsida, Cucurbitales, Cucurbitaceae. The record is from RefSeq and is a predicted model, not a curated record.